This is a messenger RNA of Cylindrotheca closterium, 837 nucleotides long. Lineage: Eukaryota; Bacillariophyta; Bacillariophyceae; Bacillariales; Bacillariaceae. The record is from the annotation of a GenBank genome assembly.
AUGAAACAUAAUUCAUUGCAAAAGAAGAGAAGUAGCCUUGCAAAACGUUUGAAAACUGCUUCUCCAAGUCGCAGAAGCAAACGCAUCGAAUCCAAGAACAAUUCGGUCAAAAAUCGAGCCGACGUGCUUCACGGAAGCAUUUUGUCCCACAUUUUAACCUUUUCUUAUAUUCGAGAUACUCCAAAUAUGGCAAGAACUUCUUCCACUUGGAAUGCUGCUCUGGAAGAUGCGUACGAAGAGAUUUGUCGUGAAACUGUUCAUUCCCGCUAUCCACGACUUCACGAGCUAAAGCUACUUGAGGAAGAUUGUCUCGCGGGAGGAAGUGGAACUGGUGCAUUUACCAUCUCGACUUAUAAGGACAUUUUAAAGCGCCGUGUGACCAUGCAAUACAAGCCUGUUGGUCUCAACCAGAAGCUUCAAAAGGAUUUUCACACCAUCUUUGCCCACAAGGGGAUCGUUGCCUUUUCCAAUUGUUGCAGUAUGUGCACUGAUAGCUACUAUGAAGAUGACCCAACGUUCCAACUUCGUAACGAAGAUGGAAUCCUAUGUUUCAAAGCCUUUCUCAAUGGCCGAAACUUCAAUCCUGGCAUGUGCAACGGUGUUGGUGUUUGCUAUGGCGCUCUAAAAUACAUUCACGACCAUUGGGAGGAGGAAUGCAAGCUUCUGGAUUUAUGGUGCCAUAUCGUUGGAUUAGCAAAGGACGACUAUUCUAUUGGAAAACCCGAAAGCAUUAACCGUGCUGUGAUAAUCAAUUUGAAGGCUGGUGUGAGUGUGGAGCUAGAGGAACCCUUUGAAUUUUUCAUUGCUGCCUCUCCAAUGGGGUGCACUAUUCAGUAA